AUGAUUUUAUAUAAAACUAUGGGUCAAACCCAGAGUGCUACUGAUAAAGAGGUUGCCCUGAAAAAUAUCCAGGAGCUGUACCGUAGGUUUGCAGAUGAAUGUCCAAGUGGUAAUUUACACCUGCAUGAAUUCAAGAAAAUUUUCGGAGUCAACAGGAAAUCCUCUGAGGAAGAAUCAGCAUACAUGGAAAACGUGUUUCGAUCAUUUGACACAAAUAAGGAUGGAAAAUUAGACUUUAUGGAAUAUGUGGCAGCGAUACAUCUUGUAUUACGAGGAAAACUUGAGGACAAGCUAAAAUGGUCUUUCAAAGUGUAUGACAGAGAUGGGAAUGGCUGUCUGGAGAAAGAAGAAGUAGGACAUAUUCUCAAGAUUAUCUACAAAUUAAAGAAGCACUCUGACCCGAGCACCACAGAGAACAUUGAGGAUAUCUGUGAUCGAAUAUUUAGCAUACUGGACAAAAAUGAUGACAGUCAAAUUUCCUUAGAAGAAUUCAUGGAAGGAGCUGAAAAGGACCCGUGGGUGCUGGAACAACUCAGAUUGGAUUUUGCAGCCUGUGAAUGGUUUUUAGAACAUAAGAAGAAUCCAAACUCAUGA
Nerophis lumbriciformis (worm pipefish) is the source of this 594-nucleotide messenger RNA. Lineage: Eukaryota; Metazoa; Chordata; Actinopteri; Syngnathiformes; Syngnathidae. The record is from RefSeq and is a predicted model, not a curated record.